UCAGCAGUCUCUGGUCAUCCCCUGCACUGUCUGCAGUCUCUAGUCAUCCCCUAUACUGUCUGCAGUCUCUGGUUAUUCCCUGCACUGUCUGCAGUCUCUGGUCAUCUGUACUGUGUCCCUGUAUUUCUCUUUUUAGCGCUGCAUCUUCUGAUUUAUACUGGUAUUUUCCCUGUACUAUGUCCACAGUCUCUGGUCAUCUCCUGUAAUAUGUCCGCAAUCUCUGGUCAUCUCCUGUACUGUGUCCGCAGUCUCUGAUCAUCUCCUGUACUGUGUCCGCAGUCUCUGGUCAUCUCCUGUAGUAUGUCCGCAGUCUCUGGUCAUCUCCUGUAGUAUGUCCGCAGUCUCUGGUCAUCUCCUGUAGUGUGUCCGCAGUCUCUGGUCAUCUCCUGUACUGUGUCCGCAGUCUCUGGUCAUCCCCUGUAGUAUGUCUGCAGUC
Messenger RNA from Staurois parvus, 436 nucleotides. The record is from the annotation of a GenBank genome assembly. NCBI's taxonomy places the organism in Eukaryota, Metazoa, Chordata, Amphibia, Anura, Ranidae.